Messenger RNA from Oreochromis niloticus (Nile tilapia), 671 nucleotides. Its product is annotated as snaclec agglucetin subunit beta-1-like. The coding region runs from base 1 to 576 and encodes 191 amino acids. Lineage: Eukaryota; Metazoa; Chordata; Actinopteri; Cichliformes; Cichlidae. The record is from RefSeq and is a predicted model, not a curated record. The transcript is spliced from 2 exons.
AUGAUGAAGAAAAAGAGAGACCUGAGUAAAGCAUGGAUCGGUCUGUUCAGAGACAGCUGGAGGUGGUCAGAUGGGAGUGAUUUCUCUUUCAGAUACUGGGAUAUGGAGUUAUUCAAUGAUACACAAAGCAACAAGACAUGUGCUAUGACUCUGUUAAACAGAUCAGGAAAAUGGAGCUCUGAUGAAUGUGACAAAGAAAAACCCUUCUUCUGUUAUGAUGCUAUAACAGAUAAAACGAUCCUGAUCAAAGAAAACAAGACCUGGGAAGAAGCCUUGAAUUACUGUGAAAACAACUACAAGGGGCUGGUUUCAAUCACCAACCCUGAGGUGCAGGGAUGGGUCCAGGAAACAGCCAAGAAUGCUGACAGUCCCUAUGUUUGGAUCGGACUGAGCUACAAAUGCACUCUGGGAUUAUGGUUAUGGGUCAGUGACUACGUAGUCUGCUAUGAGAAGUGGGCCACAGAGGGGAAGACUGAAGGGUGUGACAUGUCUGUAGGCGUGGACAGAGGAGGACAGCAUGAGUGGAUCAGUCGCAGGAAUAAUGAGACGUAUAAUUUCAUUUGUUCUACACAGUAAGUUUUAAACUCACUUACUGCUGGGUUAACCUGAAUCUUACUGCUACUGGGUUGCCAAAGUAAUCCCUGCAUUUAAUUAAGGGAAAUUAUCUUACG